AUGUCGCUCGCAGACGAAUUCGCCGCGUUCGCGCGCGCGUACCCAUACGCGUUACCGAAGUGUCCUGAACCUGAGCCUCAGCCGAUGAACGACCCCACCCUCUUCCAAUUCGACGACUUCAUGGAUGUCUCUCCCAUCGAUUCUUCGCCACUGCAGCAGUACGACCCCCAACCCAUCUACUCCUUCAUGGAGUUCCUGCGUACCGCCAACUCAGAGCUCUACGAGCCCACUUCAACCGACAACGCGUCUGUCUCUGUAGCUCAGCCUCAGCCAACGCCGGAAGACCCUGUCCUAGACGCCGACUUCUGGAACUCGCUAAUGGACGCGGACCCCGCUCUCUUCGAGCCCUCCGCGGUGGAGGAUCUCCUGCGGAAGAGCUUUGAGGACUUUGGCCAGGAUUUCUGGGGGAUGCCGUACGAAGAGUUCAAGGCGAAGAUGGAGGAGUCGCAGGCGCAGCUCGAGUGCUCGUGGUUGCCGCCGGAUAUGACGCUUCCACACGCACAUCCGUCGUACCUCACCGCCUUUAAUGACCGCUCCAUGACCGUUCCGCUCAUUACCGCCUUGUCACUCCUUCCUCCUUUCAUCCAUCUACCCAUUCUUUCAUCUACUCUCGCCAUUCAUCUCCAUCUAUCCACCCUUCAUCUCAUCUCUCCCUUUACACGCAAUCCUGUAGCACCAGCCAUCAAUCCCACAUCUUCCUUCUACACCCCCAACCCAAGCAUACCCCUUGUAUCGUGUAUCUCAGACCCCAUCGUGUAG
This is a messenger RNA of Cyclocybe aegerita, 759 nucleotides long. Lineage: Eukaryota; Fungi; Basidiomycota; Agaricomycetes; Agaricales; Hemipholiotaceae. The record is from the annotation of a GenBank genome assembly.